This is a messenger RNA of Oreochromis niloticus (Nile tilapia), 1305 nucleotides long. RefSeq names its product alpha-2-macroglobulin-like protein 1. NCBI's taxonomy places the organism in Eukaryota, Metazoa, Chordata, Actinopteri, Cichliformes, Cichlidae. The record is from RefSeq and is a predicted model, not a curated record. Gene Ontology annotation, cellular component: extracellular region.
UAUGUGGUGUUUGUAGAGCUCGUAGUGGAAAAUGCUAAAGCUUUUUAUCCUGUCAGCUAAAAAUGAGAAACUGAUGAUGCUCCAUUCAUAAAUGAAAAGGUGAAGUAUUCACAUGAAAUCUGGUUUCUCUUUGAAGGCUGAGACAUCGUCAGAUGUUUUUAUAUUAGGAUCAUUCCCACAGCUUUUUAUUAUCACGCUGAUGUUUGAGUCACUGAAUCAGGAACACUGUCUCCUUUUGUUCUCACACUGAGUUUAAUGAAAGAAGAUUUCUGUUUGUCCAUUAAAGUUCUUUGUUGUGAUCGUUUAAAGGAUCCUGUGAUGAACAAGAGCCUGGCUUGUCUCAAGGAGUCUCUCAGUGACCUGAGCAACAUCUACACUACAGCUCUGCUGGCCUAUGUGUUCACCCUGGCAGGAGACGUGGAGACCCGUGCUCACCUUCUGCUGCACUUGGACACAGUUGCAGUGAGGGAAGGAGGUUUCCUCUACUGGUCUCAGACAGCAGCAGAAACAUCAGCCUCCCUUUCAGUGGAGAUCAGUUCUUAUGUGCUGUUGGCCAAACUCAGCACCUCCCCAACUGCUGGGGAUCUGGGAUAUGCCUCUGGUAUUAUCAGGUGGCUGACUGGGCAGCAGAACUAUUACAGAGGCUUCUCCUCCACUCAGGACACAGUGGAGGCUCUUCAGGCUCUGGCUCUCUACUCCACUCUGGUGUUCAGUCUUGAAGGUUGGAGCACAGUGACAGUUCAGGCUCCCAGCAGUCAGCUGACAUUUGAUGUAAAUCAGGGCAACAAACUGCUCUACCAGGCAGAGGCGCUGCAGGACGUGUCAGGAAAAUACAGCCUGGAGGUGAAGAGCACCGCAUGUGCUUCAGUGCAGAUUUGUGCCACCUACAACAUCCCAACACCUCCUGAUUUCACCACUCUCAGUGUGAAAGUCCAAGCAGAGGUGGACACCACAGGUGAAUGUGCCAGAGCCAGACUGACUGUGGAAAUACAUCCCUGUAACUACAGUGGGAAGGAGAAAACCACAAACAUGGUGGCUGGAUUUUCCCCAGACCCCGAGUCUUUGAAGAGUCUCAAACGUGGGCUCCUGGUGAGUCCUGUUGAACCAAAGGAAGAUCAUGUUCUGGUGUACUUAGAGGAGUUAUCAAAGGACACACCCAUCAACCACAGUUUAGAGAUCAUCCAGGAGCUCCCAGUGGACCACCUGAAGCCAGCCGUGGUCCAGAUCUAUAACUACUAUCAAUCAGGUCCAACUGUGGCUGCCGUCAGCAGCAGUCAUGCAGUUAAAGAUAAUUUCAUGGUUUAA